GCUGUGUGUUUUUAUGAACUCAACUCGCUAUUGCAGCAAUGCUUGCUUUAAAGCAAGAACAGAUUGUAUCUACAUGCAACCUGUAUAGCUCUGAAAGACAAGAUUCAUUUUUUUUAAAUAAAUUUUUCCUUUUCAAUUAAACUUCAAGAUGCUGCAAAACAAUACAUCCACAGUAUUAUUAGGACUGCUGGACAAUGCAGGAGAGUUGACUUUGGGCAACAGCUCCCGGAACACCACUUCUACGGAGUCCCCUGGAAUUGCAAUCUUUAUUUCAUUUGUCUAUUCCUUAGUUUGUAUUGUGGGAUUGUGUGGUAACUCUAUGGUGAUAUAUGUCAUCUUGCGUUAUGCCAAAAUGAAGACUGCAACUAACAUCUAUAUUUUAAAUCUGGCAAUUGCUGAUGAACUUCUCAUGCUGAGUGUACCUUUUCUGGUGACAUCAACUCUUCUCCGUCACUGGCCAUUUGGAUCUCUUCUAUGUAGGCUGGUUCUGAGUUUGGAUGCCAUGAACAUGUUUACCAGCGUCUACUGCUUGGCGGUUCUUAGUUUGGACAGGUAUGUGGCAGUAGUACAUCCCAUAAGUGCUGCUCGCUACAGGCGGCCGAGUGUGGCUAAGAUGGUCAACCUCGGAGUUUGGCUCUUUUCGAUUCUCAUUAUUAUGCCCAUUGUAAUCUUCUCCAGUACAGCGCCUAACAGUGAUGGGACAGUGGCAUGCAAUGUACAUAUGCCUGAACCUUCUCAACGAUGGGUUGUAGUCUUUGUACUCUACACAUUUCUAAUGGGCUUCCUCCUGCCUAUGGCUGCCAUCUGUCUCUGCUAUAUUCUCAUUAUCACCAAAAUGAGGGUCGUGGCUCUGAAGGCUGGCUGGCAGCAACGACGCAGAUCUGAGCGUAAGCUGACACUUAUGGUAACUGUAGUGGUGACAGUCUUCUUGGUCUGCUGGAUGCCUUUCUAUGUAGUGCAGUUAGUGGGUGUCUUUGCCAGGAAGGGGGACACUACAAUCAGCCAACUCUCUGUUGCACUUGGUUAUGCCAAUAGUUGUGCCAAUCCCUUCCUCUAUGGUGUCCUAUCAGACAAUUUCAGACGGUCCUUUCAGAAGGUCUUGUGUCUUAGUUGGAUGGAAAAUGCCACAGAAGAACCAGUGGACUACUAUGCCACAGCAUUGAAAAGCAGAGCUUACAGUGCUGAGGAUCUCCAGAAUGGCAUGUUGACAACGGGCAGCACAUACCGCAAUGGGACAUGCAGCUCCAGGACUCACUAGAGGAAAUACGCUUACACUUAACAAAAGUGAUUGCUUCAUAUACUCUAUGCCUUUCAGAGAAUGACACAACCACUCUUGAACAUUAUGGACUAACUACUCUAGUGCAAGAAAAAGAACUCCAGUUUAGAAGGGACUUAUUUUACUGCAUUUUAUAGUGGUACCAAAAUAUAAUUAUGCA
Nanorana parkeri is the source of this 1436-nucleotide messenger RNA. RefSeq names its product somatostatin receptor type 1-like. Gene Ontology annotation, molecular function: somatostatin receptor activity; neuropeptide binding. The transcript has a single exon. The coding region runs from base 149 to 1258 and encodes 369 amino acids. Gene Ontology annotation, cellular component: neuron projection; membrane. Gene Ontology annotation, biological process: neuropeptide signaling pathway; cellular response to estradiol stimulus. The record is from RefSeq and is a predicted model, not a curated record. NCBI's taxonomy places the organism in Eukaryota, Metazoa, Chordata, Amphibia, Anura, Dicroglossidae.